AUGCCCAGUUCCAGCGUCGCAGCGCGCUCGCACUCACUUCUAAUAACCCGAUUUUCCAUACACACAACGCUUUUGGUGAUCGAAUGCCUUGCUCAACAUGGGACUUUAAAUCCAAGAGGGCAAUCAGAAGUUCCCGAGGAGUGUAGCAAUGUCCUGAGUAGAAUAUUUUUCUUUUGGGUUAAUCCGUUCUUAUUCCAAACUUUUAACAACAUUGCCGCUCUAAAGUUUGCCCCGGCCCUGACCCGAGGCAUGCAGCCCAAAACAAUGAGGGCGGCAGCGAUCCAAACCUGGGUACAACGAGCGCAACCAGAAAAGAGAAUAAACUUGUCUCUUACGUUGCUGAAGUGCGUCAAGAAGCCAUUCCUUGUGGCUAUCAUACCGCGCUUGUUCUUGAUCGGAUUCAAGUAUUCGCAACCACGUCUGAUUAGGCAGUGCAUUUUCUUCGUCGGCGCUGAUUCUUCCGCGAAGGAUACCAGCUAUGGCUACUGGAUUGUCGUAUCGGCUAUCGUCAUCUAUAUCGGUAUUGCGGUGUCAUCAGGCGCUUACCAGCAUAGACUAAACAAGCUGAAGAUCAUGGUUCGAAGCAUUCUCGUGGGUCUUAUUCACGAGAAAGCCAUGUGUCUUCCGAGUGUUACCUAUGACGAUGGCGCUGCAACAACCCUCAUGAGCACAGAUGUUGAUUACCUUAAUAUAAAUAUCGAGAUAGUUCACGAAAUAUGGGCCUAUCUCGUGGAGCUUAUAAUAGGAGUAACUCUGUUAGCUAUGGAGGUUGGCUGGAUAUGGCCGCUGCCACUGCUACUCAUUUUAAUUUUUUCGCGUCUGGGCCUCUACGUCACCAGGGAUCUGCAUUCUGCGCAGACUAACUGGAACCAAUCAACGCAAGAUCGUGUAGCGGCAACAAGUUCAAUGAUUGACUCAAUGAAAGCUAUCAAGAUGCUUGGAUUGAAGAAAAGGCUUUCUGAGCGCAUCGAGAAGUUGCGACAACGAGAGCUAGAGCUAGCUUCCAAAGUCCGCUGGAUGAUGGUUUAUUACAACGCAUGUGCCAAUUCCCUUGGAAUAUUCUCUCCAGCCCUCACACUGGUCGUCUUCGCUCUACUUGCCAAUGCGCAUGGGCAACCAAUGGACACAGCAACUGCUUUCACUACUAUUGCCAUACUGAGCAUGAUUAUGCAGCCUGCCAACAUGGUCAUGACAGCCGUGGCCCGUAUCACAGCAGCCUUGGCUAGUCUUGAUAGGAUUCAGACUUUUCUUUUGCGGCCCUCUUUAGUCGAUUACCGAGAGUUGACAACGAAUCUCUCACUUAAUGAAAAAGAAGGAAUCAGUUCGCCCCAGAAACUGGCAAAGCCGGCGCCAGCCAUCUUAAUCCAUGGCUUAACUGUCGGCGUGUUCAAGCACAAUGUCAACUUGGAACUGGAUUGCGGAACUUUCGCUAUCAUUUCAGGUCCCGUAGGAAGUGGAAAGUCAACUUUACUAAGAGUACUGCUAGGUGAAGCACCACCGGUUAACGGUAAGAUCUACCUUAGCACCCGACACAUAGCAUACUGUGCGCAGACGCCCUGGGUCCCUAGCGGGACCAUAAGAGAUAUAAUUCAAGGAACAACGAAGAACAAGAACGAACAUUGGUAUCACCAAGUUACUGAGGCCUGCUGUCUCUCUCAUGACUUUAGCACCUUGCCCGAUGGCGACGCGACGCAAAUUGGGAGCAGGGGUCUCAAUUUGUCUGGCGGUUUGAUGCGGCGUGUGUCACUUGCACGAGCUGUUUUUUCCAGGUGUAAGAUCGCUCUGCUGGAUGAUGCGUUCAGUGCUCUAGAUGGAGAUACAGAGAGAACCGUUUUCAACAAUCUGCUUGGACCUAAUGGCCUGUUCCGGCAGAUGGGAACCACGGUGAUACUGGCUGCCAACUCAGCUCAGUACUUUCCCAUGAGCGAUCACGUUGUUAUCCUGGGCAACAAUGGCGUGUCUGAGCAAGGCAGAUGGCAGAGUCUUAGCACUAAAGCAGCAGACAUACACAAAUUCGUUCAAGAGAGCGAUCCUAGAGAACCACUUACAGCAUCGAAUCAAUUAAAAAUAAGGCAGCAGACCGCCGAGACCGAAAUAUACAAACGAACAGGGGAUAUCGCCCUUUAUGGAUAUUAUUUUAGGCUUUCUGGCUUGAUCAACGUCGCCCUCCUUGUGGGAUGGACGGCGUCGUAUGCUUUCUUUAUUUCUGUGCCCCAAUACUGGCUGAAGCUGUGGACCGAGUCGGAGGAUGGCAGUACUUUAUACUAUAUCUCGGGGUUUUUAUUCCUUUGCGUCUGUUCUUUGGUAUCAACACAUGGGACAAUCUGGGCUACCGUAAUCCGACUUGCUCCCAAUUCGGGACUGCAAGCUCACCGGCGCCUUUUAAACAUCAUUAUGAAUGCACCUCUCUCCUUCUUUUCCACAGUUGAAAAUGGCUCGAUCUUAAACAGAUUCAGUCAGGACAUGGAAUAUGUCGAUCAGCAAUUACCAAUGAUCAUGGCAAGCGUGAGCCAUCAAAUAUUCAAGCUUUUUAUGCAGGCUGCUCUUCUCUUUACCGCUCAAAAGUUACUGGCAUUGUCACUUCCCGUCUGUCUCUUCGUAGUAUACAUAAUACAGACAAUAUAUCUGCGCACUUCGCGGCAGCUCCAGCUCUUAGAACUUGAGUCACGCGCUGCCGUUUUCUCCAGUUUCCUUCAGUCAAUUGAAGGGCUCGCGACUAUACGAGCCUUUGGCUGGCAGCAGGCGACUAUUCGUGAAAAUGUAGAUAAUCUGCACCAGUCUCAGCGCCCGGAAUUUCUUCGUCUUACUCUCCAGAGAUGGCUCGGCAUUGUGCUUGACCUGAUUGCUGCGGCCAUGGCUGUCCUCGUCAUCAGCAUUGUGACGAAAUUUCGUGACCACAUCAGCGCUGGUCAAGCGGGUGUUGCAUUGAACGUGAUGCUAGUUGCUAAUGCGACACUCCUAAACUUGGUCGAUGGGUGGACCAAAUUGGAACUUGCUCUAGGAGCAAUGGCCCGUGUCAAGUCUCUCGAAAGGUCUACUCCACCCGAGGCCCAAAUCACAGAAGAUGACUUCAAGCCCGAAGGCAAUUGGCCCUCUAAAGGGGCGAUUAUCUUCCACGGGGCAACAGCGGCUUACCACUCUGGCGCAGUUGCGCUGCAGGAUGUCAAUUUGAGGAUAGAGGCUGGCCAAAAGGUUACCAUCCAUGGUCGUACAGGCAGCGGCAAAAGCUCUCUCAUUUUGUCUUUAUUGCGAAUGUUAGAACUACAGUCAGGCCAAAUUGAGAUAGAUGGCGUCGACAUUAGCAACAUACAGCCUGAAAUACUCCGGCAGCGUUGCUUCGUCACUAUAUCACAAGAUGUCUUGCUUUUAUCGAACGAAACGUUGCGCUUCAAUCUUGAUCCAGAAGGUUUCCUCUCGGACUCAUUCAUUAUAGAGAAGCUCGAGACAGUUGGGCUCUGGUCCCAACUUGUGAGCGGCAGUGUUGAGAGACGAGGAAGAUGCGAAGAUGCUGAAGAGUGGAGUGCAGAGUGUGGCAGCACGGAAACAGCACCCUCUUCUCUGGAACCCAAUAUUCUUGAUAUCAGGAUUGCAAACUUGGCUGAGCUCUCAGUUGGCCAGCGUCAACUGCUUGCCCUCUGUCGUGCUCUCAUCAAGGCUGACUCUCUUCGACUUACUCGAAUCCAACCAAUAAUCCUCCUUGAUGAGGCAACUUCCUCGCUUGACAUUGAAGCGGAAAAGAAAAUACAUGCUAUUGUUGAUGAGGAGUUCACCAAUAAAAAUCACACCGUCAUCCUGGUAGCUCACAGGUUGGGAGACAUACAAACCCAUGCGAAAACCAGCAAAGAGGUUGUCGCCUUCAUGGCUGACGGGCGAUUAACCCAAGUUAUCGAGGCUUUAGUCCCGGACUUUUUGAAGAAGGGCUCAUUCCAGAGGAUGGCCAAAUGCUCUUCGAGAGAAUCUCUCGUAUCGUAA
This is a messenger RNA of Trichoderma virens Gv29-8, 3972 nucleotides long. RefSeq lists its product as uncharacterized. Gene Ontology annotation, molecular function: ATP hydrolysis activity; ABC-type transporter activity; ATP binding. The coding region runs from base 1 to 3972 and encodes 1323 amino acids. The record is from RefSeq and is a predicted model, not a curated record. The transcript is spliced from 16 exons. Lineage: Eukaryota; Fungi; Ascomycota; Sordariomycetes; Hypocreales; Hypocreaceae. Gene Ontology annotation, cellular component: membrane. Gene Ontology annotation, biological process: transmembrane transport.